Molecule: messenger RNA, 592 nt
Organism: Paramecium pentaurelia
Lineage: Eukaryota; Ciliophora; Oligohymenophorea; Peniculida; Parameciidae
Source: the annotation of a GenBank genome assembly
UAAUGUUAAAUAAUAUUGGAUAUCUAGCAUAUAUAUCAACAAUGGGGAUAUUGUUGAUAGCAACUCCAUCUUCUUUCAUUAAAAAGGGAGAUUAAGAAUAAGAAUAAUCAUUAAUCAACAUCUAGUUAUUAGGAUUACUCUAAACUGAAUUAGUAAUUAAAUAAUAAUAGUACUUAGGGAUUAAGAAUAUGUGGUUUAUAUCAUUUAAUAUUAUUGGCUGCAUAAAUACUUAAGUAAGAAUAAGUGAAAUUCAUUUGUUUAAAUGUUUAUGCACUAUUUUUAGUAUCAACAAUAGGAAGCCUAUUUUUUGAUGGAGUUGGCUAAAUAUAAUCAGAAAGACUUGAGAGGUAUGAUUUAUAUAUAUAUAUAUAAUUAGAUUUGGAUACUAAGCAGGUAUAUUCAGUUUUAUUGCUUAUUAUAAUUGGCCAUAAUAAUAAUAAGAGAAGAAAGACUCAAAAGUGGAAGAUUAAAAAAGUGAAGUUUAAACAACAUAAAAGGUUGAAUAGACAAAAGAAAAAGAAAAGAGUAAUGAGAAUACAUAGAAAGAUUAAAAAUAAGGAAAAAAGAAAGGUAAAGCAAAGAAUGAAUGAUU